Molecule: messenger RNA, 2093 nt
Organism: Pseudoliparis swirei
Lineage: Eukaryota; Metazoa; Chordata; Actinopteri; Perciformes; Liparidae
Gene: kcnj15
Product: potassium inwardly rectifying channel subfamily J member 15
Exons: 2
Coding region: 739-1764 (341 amino acids)
Biological process (GO): potassium ion import across plasma membrane; regulation of monoatomic ion transmembrane transport
Cellular component (GO): plasma membrane
Molecular function (GO): inward rectifier potassium channel activity
Source: RefSeq, a predicted model, not a curated record
UCACACACACACACUGGCUCUCUCAGGAAUGCGGGCGUUCCGAUGAGGUUAAUAAUGAAGCUCAGACGAUCUGCGGUCAUAAAGUUAAACGACCUCUAGUCGACAUUAAAGACACAUUCGUGUUGCAGGUUGUUUUGCACACGGCACUUCAUGUUCUUCUGUUUACAUCUCUGGAGCAAAGAACCAAAGCUCCACCUCCACCUCUGCAGAAGGAUUUUGUGUGUAAAGUGAUGCAUUCAGGUUCAGUCUGUAAUUUACAGCUUUGACCUUUUAACAAGUAGAAAAGAAUGAAAUGAAGGAGAUCAAAGAAGUUUGAGUGGAUUCACUUCAACUCCUUUCAGAGCUCCAGAUGAUCUUCUUCAAACUGAGGAGUCAGACUCUUCAUCACUUUCAUCUUUCAUGACUUACAUCUUAAAAUAAACAACGUGGAGGCAGAACAGAGGGAGAGGUUGUUUAUAGCAACAAGGGAGGAGGAGUGAGACUGAGGAGGAGGAGGAGGAGUCCAGCACGCAGACCACAGUUUACAACCCGGCUUCUUUCUUCUUCCUCUUCCUCAUGAUCACCUCGACAGACGAAGCCCGCAUCGAUCCACCUGCCAUAGCUCCGCCCACCUGCCAUAGCUCCGCCUACCUUCCAUAGCUCCGCCCAGCUCGCAUAGCUCCGCCUACCUUCCAUAGCCCCGCCCGCCUCCCACAGCUCCGCCCCCUCCCACAGCCCCGCCCCCCGCGGGCCGUCCCCAUGGCGACCCGGCCGGCCGAGGUGGCGCGCCGCAUCGUGUCCAAAGACGGCCACAACAACGUGCGCGUGGACAACGUGGAGGGCAUGGUGAAGCUGUACCUGCACGACCUGUGGACCACCGUGGUGGACAUGAAGUGGCGCUACAAGCUCACGCUGUUCGCCUCCACCUUCGUCACCACGUGGUUCAUCUUCGGCGUGGUCUUCUACUUCAUCGGCAUGGGCAACGGGGACCUGGAGCCGGGCGCCAACCGCACGGCGCCCUGCGUGGUGAACGUGGCGACGCUCACCGGCGCCUUCCUGUUCUCGCUGGAGUCCCAGACGACCAUCGGCUACGGCUUCCGCUACAUCUCGGACGAGUGCCCGCUCGCCAUCUUCACGCUGGUGGCGCAGCUCGUCAUCACCGGCCUGGCGGAGAUCUUCGUCACCGGCGCCUUCCUCGCCAAGCUGGCGCGGCCCAAGAAGCGGGCGGAGACCAUCAAGUUCAGCCGCGUCGCCGUGGUGUGCCGGCGCCGCGGCGCCCUGUGCCUCAUGGUGCGCGUGGCCAACAUGAGGAAGAGCCUCCUCAUCCAGUGCCAGCUCGCCGGGAAGCUGCUGCACUCCAACGUCACGCAGGAGGGCGAGAAGACGCAGGUGCACCAGAGCGCCGUGGACUUCUUCAUGGACGCCAGCGGCGAGUGCCCCUUCCUCAUCCUGCCGCUCACCUUCUACCACGUGCUGGACGAGCGCAGCCCGCUGGCCGGCCUCACCGCCGGGAACCUGCGCACGCGCGACUUCGAGCUGCUGGUGACGCUCAACGCCACCAUGGAGUCCACCGCCGCCACCUGCCAGAGCCGCACCUCCUACGUGCCGCAGGAGAUCCUGUGGGGCUACGAGCUGCAGCCGGUGCUCUUCUCCACCACCGGGGGGCGCUACGUCGCCGACUUCAACUUCUUCGACAAGGUGCAGCCCAGCAACGACGCCGCCUUCGUCGCCGGGGGCAACGCGGAGAAGCUGAAGCUGGAGGAGGAGGAGGGGGAGGAGGAGUAGAGGUGGAGUUCAAGGAGGAGUAAAGGAGGGGGGGAGGAGGAGUAGAGGAGGGGGAGGAGCAGUAGAGGAGGAGAUUAAGUAGGACUAGAGGAGGAGUAACAACAUCUUAAAUGAUAGUGAUGAAACUCUUUAAAGACUUUAAAUAGUUUAUUUUGACAGACGUGAGGAACCAAUCAGAGUCCUCCUCUCAGGUGGCGGGAGGUCAAAGGUCACAGGGUCUGAAGCCUGAGGAGAUUCUCAGUGUCAGCUGUGUGACGUUGUGUUGACGUUGUGUUGACGUUGUAAACAAGACGUGUUGUUCUGUAAAUAAAGUAAAAGUGCAAAUCAAA